Penicillium samsonianum is the source of this 2736-nucleotide messenger RNA. RefSeq lists its product as uncharacterized. The record is from RefSeq and is a predicted model, not a curated record. The transcript is spliced from 3 exons. Bases 1 to 2736 code for a protein of 911 amino acids. NCBI's taxonomy places the organism in Eukaryota, Fungi, Ascomycota, Eurotiomycetes, Eurotiales, Aspergillaceae.
AUGGGGCACUGCAAAUCCAAUUGCCGCAAGCUCGAGCGUAAGAAUCGUGCGCAACAAGGCCACGGAACAAACGAAUUAUCCUCCCUCCCCUCAGAUUUACGUUCAUCUAUGCCACCUUCACGGCGCGUGGAGCCUUCCCAAAACGCAGUUGACCCCCAGCCCACACUUCCUUCACAGGCUACCCAGGAAAGUACCAUGAAUUCCUGGGAACUAGUCCCAAGUGUUGUUUUCCCGAACCUUCACAACACGAUUUGUCAGUUGACUUCGGGUCUCGCGACUGAUCCCGAUGUCUACCUGCAACGACUUCCAUACCAUUCUGUGAUUACAGGUCAUGGAGGUCCACAGAAGAUAGCCCAAAUGUUGCUGUAUCUUCUUAGUGUCCAGGCACGUCAGAAUAAUAUUUGGAGCCCAAAUGGAGGCUACGUGGACAUCGUCACAGACUCAAGAAACAACGAAUACUGGCGUGCCUAUCCUGGUCAGUCUAAGGAACCACCAGGUCGUAUCAAAAUCCACAAUCGGGCAAUUCUGCGCGGAUCUAGGAGCACACUGCAUUAUUAUGUCAUUGCGCAGGGACAAGGGUAUCGGGCAGCGAACUGGCUUAAGCUCUGGGAAGUACCAGCGGAUACUCAGCUAUCAUGCACCUCUCGAGCCGUAGCUCUCAAUGUCCUGGAAAUGACGAUGUGUUGCGCUUUUCAAUCACUUCCAGGGAGCACUCUGGAGGCUUAUUAUGGGCCAAGGGAGGAUGGGAAACCUUACUCCAAUCUUGGGUUAAAUAUCAUUCCUCCUGUUCUCCAAGGACUUUCUCUUGGACCUUCAGUACGAAAGUCCUUCUCCCUUGGCUUGGAAAAAUCCCCAGAUCCCGACAUCAAUGGAUGGACCCAAUUCCGUUACGAGUACGGAAAAAAGGCUGAGAAGCCCAAUAUCAUCUUUCAGCGCCCGCUAAUGCGAUCCUCUGAGUUUCAUGCCCGGUUUCAAGACGCAAUUCAGCAUCUCCAGCUAAGGCAGUCCUUCUGUGGCAGUGAAUCCCUACCACACUCAGCUUCAAACAAUUUCGGGCUUUUGAGCCAGUUACAAGAAGACCUAGAGCCGAUAGGCCUUCCCUGGGUCCCGCCUAGCGGAAAGUUUGAAGCGCUGGUCGGCUUUGCACUGGAAGAUUUUCUUGAUGCAGAAUCAGAAUACACAAGCAACACAAAGAUAUCUAUUCCGUGCCAAUUUCAGGAUAGUGGCUGGAACAUGAAGAACUCCCUCACCUGGGCUGCAAACCCUAUUAAGAGAGAUUUGACUGAAAUGACGCAGUUCUUCCGGUCAACCCAGGAGAGUGAGACUGAGUCGUUUAUUCGGUUCAACCAAUCAAUUAUCCAACAUAGUGGAUUACGGGUGGUUCUUAUGUGUGGACGUGCAGUGCAGGAUCUUGUUCUACCCACAGAGCGCGAGGAAACUCGCCUUCAGCUAGAAGCUGGGGAUUUUCCUAUGUUUCUUGAGAUCGAAAACGAAGCUAUCAAACGGGUCUAUAUUCUGAUACCUAAUCCAAUUGAUGCAUUUCUCCACCGAGAAUGGCGCAAAACUCACAAAAUAUCCGAGGCGCUUCAUUUCACAUCUGCUAUCACCAUGACAGUCGGUAUUCGCCCCUACGCCGGUGAUAAUGGAUGCGUCCUGACAAAGGCCAUCCGAGAUUACAUGGAUGAACGGAAAGGAAUUCAGGAACCUUUAACGCUCGAAACUCUUCACCCAAUGACUCGCCUAUGGCUUACACGUAGAGGAUUUGCGAAAGACGAAGACAUCUCUCUCUUGCAAGAAAAAGGAGGCGGGAGUCUCAGCAACGCAAUCCUCGUCUUGCUACAUAUAAGCCCACGUCAUUUUAAAAAUACCCCCACGACGUCCUCUAUGAGCUCAUUCCGCAGAUCAGAGAAACGCCAUGCCCCAGAGUUUAGGAUUGAUAAAGCGCAACUUGAAGCUGUUCGGGAUCUCUGUUGCCAAUUGAGUAAGAAGCUACCGGUUGAUUUUGACCAUCCUAGCGAUGAUUUAAUCCAGGAUGUCAGAUCCAGGGAGGAAGAAUUGGAAGAUGAUGUCGGGGAGGCUGAUGUUCUUGAAAGAGAAGACCUGGAAACUUCUCGGAUUUGUGUUGAUGACCAUGGAACCUUUACACUUGUCACCGAGACCCAAGUCACUCCAUGGGAAAGGAAAAAGCCCCGUGCUGGUGCUUCCGAUCGAAGCUUCACCGUUGGAAAUAAAACUCGAGAAGAACUCUUACAAGGCCGCAAAUAUCUCGGGACUCGGAGAGGGCAGGGAAUGUUUGUUGUAACAAUACAUUCAUGCAUUCAUCUUUUUCUUCGUAUUGAGGAGCCUCCGCGGGAAGUCAUUGUUAGAGCCGAGAUUAAGCCACCCGGCCAGCGACAUCCACACGUAUGGGCGCAAGAAACGCUCGCGACGGAUCCUGGGUCACGGUUGGCUUUUUGCGUCAUGUACACAAAGGAUGCCUUGGAAACAUCAUACUACGUGACUUCAAAUGCGGUCAGAGAUCUCUAUAAGGCCAACUCAUUCGUUCACUGGAUGGAGGGUGAAGGCGUUGCAGAGAUUAUUACAAGGCCAAGGCAGUUUGUUGUUGUGAGUUCAUUGACCAUAACCCUUCCUCGGGGUAUCUCACAGCCCGGCUCUUUCUACACGGACGACUGCGGUACCUUAAUCCCUGCCGAAGAUUUCAACUCAGACAAAAAGCGCAAAAUAGAUGCAGUAUGA